UCGGUUAAAUAAUCAGUUUCUUUGUGUUCUUUGCUACGCGCACGGCGCCGUGAGAGCCCUCGAGUUUCAUUCAUUGCUUCGUAGUGCUUCGCGUUUUUUUUUUGCUGUUUCUCUCGAACGAAAGUGAACCGUUUUCUUUUGGAUUAUUGCGAAUUUGGCGGAUUUAAUUUUUUUGAUCUCUACGAUGAGGAAAUCCGAGGAGAACGUACCGCAAAUGCGUCUGAUAAUUGAAUUCGGUGCAGUGCGGCGUGACGAGAGUGCCUGUUAAAAAGAAUGCAGACCUUGGAAGAUUACAUUUUAGAAAUGGAAAAUCGUAGUGCCAUACGACAGAAUUCGAACACGGACGAUCUUUGGACGCAAUUGCAGCAGAAGGAGAACGACCUGGUGCUCGCCGCCGAGUUGGGCAAGGCGCUCCUGGAGAAGAACGAGGAGCUGACGAAGCAGCACGACGCGGCGGUCGAGGAUUUUUGCAAAAAGCUCGAGGCCGUUGAACAAGACCGUCACCUUCUAAAGCGCAAACUCGCCUCACUGGAAUCGGAAUACGAGGCGCGAAUUUUGGAACUUCAAAACGACAUAUCAGAACUAACAUCGAAACUGUCCGCCAGAGAGAGUACAAUAAAGCAGUGGGAGAGGGACAAGGGCAACCUCGUCUCCGAACUGAACGCUCAAAAUCAAAGACUUACGACUCAGCUUAAGGAAGCGGUCACGUUAGAAACGCAGUUACAAUUAGAGAUAGGCCACCUUCGACAGGAGUGCGCGAUGGGCAAGAGCAGCCUGCACGAGCACAUCAACAGCGCGGACAGCUUGAGGGACGAGCUCGAGCUGGUGUCGGCGAAGAAGGGCGAGCUCGAGAGGCGGCUGAUCAUGGCGGCGAACGAGAGGGACAACCUCGCGACGGCUCUUGAGGAGGCCUCCGAUAGGAUUCUGCUCUUGGAGAGGCACGCGCGCGAGCAGGACAUCAGGUACCAGCAGUCUCUGAAGGAGUACUCGCUACCGCAGGAGAGGCUGAGCAUUGAGGAGAGGAUCAGUGGUGAACACCGAUCUUUAUUGGCAGAAAUGGACGUGUGCGAACCCACGCUGUCUCAGGAGUGCAUGUCGGUGUAUCGGCAGCUGAGGGCGCUCUGUCAGCAACUGAAAUCGCACAACGACGACGAUUCCGGUCUGCACUCGGACUGCUCGACGACGAGCUUCGAUGACAGUCAGCAGUUUUCCGCGGGGUUGCUCAAUGAGGUUGCGCAGGAGCUGGUUGGGCUGGUUCUCGACACGGAUGUGGUAAGGUUGUUGGAUAGACUGGAACAGGCUCGGAGAGACAUACAAGAGAGGGACAUGGAGCUGUCCAGGCGCGGCGAAACCGUAAUGGAUCUCACAAGCAAAGUUUCUGUCUGUGAGGUCGAGCUGCGGACGGCUCUAGAGGAACGGGACCGGGCGCGCCACGACGCGUCGAAUUCAUCGAUGGCACAAGACGAGGCGGUCGUGAAAGCGCGCGAGGUGCGCGAUCAGGCCGUCGCCCGCAGAAACAAGGCGGAGGUGGAGCUCGCGAAAACCAGAGUUGAACUGAUGCAGGCCAACAGUCAGCUCUUGGAGGCCAUCCAGCAGAAGGUCGAGCUCAGCCAGCAGUUGGAACAGUGGCAGAUGGACAUGCAAGAGUUGCUCGACGAGCAGUUGAAGAACAAGCUGACCAGUCACGAGGUGAAGAUGCGCAACGACGCUCAACUAUCCCCACCCGCUGCACCGCCCCGUCGAAGACUUCUACGGUUUUUCCAACGAUAGUUUUUGUUUAUAAUAAUAACAACAUUCAAAUGAGUAUCUGUGAUGUAAGUAAUUUAAGAUAUAUUUUGUAUAUCUUGUUAAUAUGUUUUAUAUAGUUGCUUAUUAAUUGCCUUCUUUAAUGUUAAUUACUUCAAGAGUUUAAAAGUUACCAGCAAGAACUAAUACAGAAAAGGUGCAAGCAAAUUUAAUACCAAUUUCAAAGUGUUUUUGGGAGUUCCUAACGCAACAAUAGAAAAAUGUAUUUAACUUAAAUACCCUUUUCUAGUCUUUAUUUUUUAAUUAUUUAUGUGCAACUUGGCAAUAAUUCCGCCUGAGGGAAUUUCACUAACGAUUUAUCUAGUUUUAGUUCAACGAUAGCCUUAGUCGUAAGUUUAGCUGUGAAAUUUGAAUUGUACAAGAACUAAUUUAUACCUGUUGCAACUUUCCGUCCAAAUAAACAUAUUUUAUAUUAA
Messenger RNA from Photinus pyralis (common eastern firefly), 2222 nucleotides. RefSeq names its product bicaudal D-related protein homolog. The transcript is spliced from 6 exons. The record is from RefSeq and is a predicted model, not a curated record. NCBI's taxonomy places the organism in Eukaryota, Metazoa, Arthropoda, Insecta, Coleoptera, Lampyridae. The coding region runs from base 274 to 1770 and encodes 498 amino acids.